Messenger RNA from Penicillium vulpinum, 3687 nucleotides. RefSeq lists its product as uncharacterized. Bases 1 to 3687 code for a protein of 1228 amino acids. The record is from RefSeq and is a predicted model, not a curated record. Lineage: Eukaryota; Fungi; Ascomycota; Eurotiomycetes; Eurotiales; Aspergillaceae. The transcript has 5 exons.
AUGUCUUUGAAUGGGCUCGAUACUGCCCCCGUCCUUGAAGCCUACCAAAGUGCCCUGGCCGAUGCGGGCGGGUGGUUUUUACUACACUACGUUGCAAGAGAUGAGGUUGCCCUUCACGAACGAGGCACUGGUGGGGUACCCGAAAUCCGGAAUGCCAUCGACAGCUACGAGGAAUGCUCGCCGCUCUACGGCUUCCUUCAAUACCGGCGCAGAAAAGUGAUCAUCCGCUACAUGCCGGAGGGGUUAUCCCGGCUCAUACUAGCCCGCAGCAAUGUCCAAUUCCAGUCCGUCACCGACAAGUUCACUCCCAACGACACGGUACUUCCUUUAUCUAAAGCCUCUGAUCUCACCGAAAGCGCUUUGUCCUCCGCGUGUCUCCUCCAUACUGCUUCAACUUCAAUCACCUCUUCUUCGAGCUCUCUUCGGCGCCGACGGCUGAUGGAAAUCACGGAAGAUGCCGAGGAAAAUGGCACAAAGGAUGAAACUCCGACACCAAUCCCACCCCCCAGUCCGAGGCCCGACGCAGCUCGAGGAGCGUCCAUGCCUUCGCCCGUUGAACCCCCAAUCGAACCCCCCGUGGAACCGGAACUACCCCCGACAUCACCAGAGAGCGAAAAAGCCGCGGUAGAUCUCAUGCCACCCCCAUCCCGGGCAAGCUCCAGAGCCACAAUCUCUCGAGGGAGUCCUAUUGAACCACAAUCAGCGACAAUGUCUCCCAAGUCUGUAACGUCAGAUCGGUCUCGGUCAAGUUCUAGGUACCGAGCUAUCUUGGAUGAAUUCCCCCGUCCUUCAGACGAGCCCCGGUUGUCCACCCAAUCCAGCCGCCCCUCACUCCGAGAGUUGGAACGGGCCGCAGGAUACACCCCAAAGGUUAAGCUGGGACCCCGGCCGUCCGUGGAUAGCAGUGGAAGACCCCGCACAGCAGGCAGUUCUCGAAAUUUAGACCAGCGACCUGUUGCAUCCCUGCCGACAAAUAUACGCACUUCUUCCGUGCGGAAGCAAAACGGUGACGCGCCCCGCCCUCGAUCUCAGGGGAGCACUUUCACAAUCAAGCCCACCAGCCGUGUCCCGCCUGUCCCACCUCUGCUGGUCCCACCCCCAUCGAUUCCGAUCUCAAGACCUCAGCUUUCCCCCGGCGCCAAAUCUCUUGGAGCCUUGUCUGCCUCUUCGGGGUUGACACCUGAAAAAGAACGGUUGAUGAAGGCUUUGCAGCAAAGAAGGAAGAAUAUGGCCAAGCGUGCGGAGGAAACGAAGAAGAAGCAUGUGUCGGAGGAAGGAGCGAUCAAACCAGUGAAGGAUGUUGCUGAGGAUCUGGAUGACGAUAAAGAGAAUCUCAUUCAGAUUCACUACCCUGACGCUGAAAUGAUGCUAUCUGAGCCUGAGACAAUUCGACAAGACCAACAAAAGUCCCCUUCGGACAAUCCACCCGUGCCUCUUGAGCCCGCCCCUGAGCUUGUUCUUGAAUCUAUCCUUGAACCUGCCUUAGAGCCCGUUCAUGAUUCCACUCUUGAACUUGCCCCCGAACCCGUCCCCGAAACCAUUAUUGAAUCUGCCCCUGAGCCUGUCGCCGAGGCAGUCACUGAGCGCAGCCCCGCGCUUACCCCUGAGCCUGUUGUUGACGCAUUAGCUGAUCCCAUUCCCAAGAUUGCGCCUGCCGACUCAGACUCCGAGGCUGUUCUGAAACCAGUCGCCGAAACAAUUGUUGAGUCUGCCGUGGCGCUCGAGACACUCGAGCCAGAGCAGCCUUCUGGUCCUCUUGAGGCUGGAUCAGAACCGAUCACCGAUCUUUCUCCUGCCAACGCUGAGGAUGGGCCAUCCUCACCUACAGGCACAAACGCCGAUAGUCCUAUCUCAGCUGAUCGCGUUGCUACACCUUCAGCGACUGUCAAGACAGAAACAAUACCGACACCCCCUGAGGAUGAAACACCCGAGCACGAAGACUCCGCAAUCUCUGGUGUCGCCCCACCUACCUUUAAUCUUGACCCUCCACUUCAAAAUGAGCCUUCAGACGCCCCACGACCUGAUUUAGCAGACGUCCCUGAAACACAAUUUAAAAUCCCCCCAGUUGCAUAUGUGCCAACUGACGAACCUUCUGAAGUGCCUAUUUCAGCAGAGGUCCUCCAGCCGGUUCCCCUCCCUUCCACCCCCUCUAUUACCCCUCCAGAAAGUACUGGCACGGAAAUUACAGCCGCCCCCGUUUUGGUCUCAAUCGAGGUGGACAAGUCAGCCCCUGAUCACCCAAUUGCCGAGAAACCCGAGCCUCCUACCCUGGAUCAGAGGCGCAAGGUCCGCCUGGAACCUAUUCAAGUGCCUACUCUAGAAUUCUCAGACGACGACAACCUCCUUUCCGACGAUUCAUUCAUGGAGGAAUUGACUUCAGCUACUGUCCAGGAGGCCAGGCCGGUGUCUGUGAAAUCUCCCAACGUCAACGACCACACUUGGAGGAAUUCACGUGUCGUCUCGAGCCCGUUCUCUAUGGGAUCACCGCCGAGUAUGCAAGCUCUCGCAGUCGGGGGCCGGUCCAUUUCUAGCUCUCACUCUGACAAUGGCUCAUCUACGCCGGUACUCAUGGCCAAGAAGAUUAAUGUCUCCUCCGGAAUUUCCAGUCGCAUCAAGGCUCUUGAGAAGUUUUCAAGCCGGGAAGGCACCCCUUUAGGCGCGAGUCCGGCUUUGGGUGCGCCAUCGGCCUCCUCGUCUUUCGAGAACCUUCGUAAACGUGCAUCUAUAUCGAUGCCCAGUGGGAACCACGAAACCACUCCGUCAAGCACAAUACACUCUGUUCACAUCCCCGACAGCUUUUCUCGUGCGCCGAGCGUGAGCCGGCAUACCCGUCGGGUGUCAGUGGAUCCUACGCGCCCUCCCAGCUCUGUUUCCGUGACGGCCCGUAUCGUGCGCGAUGCAGAUAUCUCUCCUAAAUCUUCAACAAUUAAGCCUUCAGAGCCAGAUGUUCUCAACCUCCAGGCCAGUCCUUUGACUGUGGAGCAUGAGACAGCCGAGGAGGAACCACUCCCUCAGGUCUUGCCUACAGAGCCUGCCAGGCGUUCCCACGACCGAAGCUUGUCUAUUUCAUCUACUGCAUCUAGUCGCCAAGCGACGUCUCGCCCCAGCAGCCGCCCCGGAAGCCGCCCUUCUCUUAGCUCGCGCUCUCGGACUGACGACAGCAUCCAAUCUGCCUCUCCCACAUCCGAAGAUAAGAAGACAUCUCGCACCUCGCGACUCAUGCGCCGCAUGUCAUCGAUCACAUCCAACUCUCGGCGCAGCAUUAUCGGCGCCCUUAGCUCGCCGGUUAAGGAAGAAGGGUUUGUUCCCGCAUUCACAAAUGGGUCUAUCAAGGCUCCAGGGUCUUCUAGCUCGCAUACUUCAGAGCCCAUUGACAUUGGCGAGGUGAACGUCCAGUUCCCAGAAACUCUUCUGUGGAAGCGUCGGGUCAUGCGCAUCGAUGAACAGGGAUACGUUGUUCUCACACCUGGCACCAAUGAUGCCACCACUCGGAACAUGACUAAACGCUACCAUCUCAGCGAGUUCCGCACUCCUUGUCUUCCUGAUGAAGACAUGCAGGAACUGCCCAACAGCAUCUUGCUUGAUUUCUUAGAUGGAAAUACCCUCCAAUGUGCUUGUGAAUCCAGACAAGGACAAGCUUCUGCUCUUGAGACUCUUGUCGAGGCUCACAGUGCCCACAAGCAAUAA